Messenger RNA from Panonychus citri (citrus red mite), 750 nucleotides. RefSeq lists its product as uncharacterized. The record is from RefSeq and is a predicted model, not a curated record. Lineage: Eukaryota; Metazoa; Arthropoda; Arachnida; Trombidiformes; Tetranychidae. The coding region runs from base 162 to 521 and encodes 119 amino acids. The transcript is spliced from 2 exons.
AGGUGAUUUAAUGAUUAAAGGUUAACAAUCAACAUUUAAUUUCAAGUAUAAAAGUGGAAACAUUUUCUUAAAGUUAAAUUACUAAUCGUGAUUAGCUGAUUGUUGCUGAUUCCCUUUUACAAUCAACGUUUAACUUUGACAUUGUGUUUACAACUAUCAAGAUGAGGAUAACUUUACUUUUAUUAUUAAUUGUGACAAUUAUUUAUGUCAUCACAAUGGUUAAUGGUCAUCGUCAUCACCAUAAAUGUUGUCACCAUCAUCAUAAACAUCACAGGAAACAUCAUUGUCACAAAUCAGUUCAUCAUCAUCAUUUGCAUGAUGGUCACUCUCAUAAACAUCAUCAUGGUCAUCAUCAUGGUCACCAUCAUGGACAUGAUCAUCAUGGUCAUCAUCAUCACAAUCAUCAUGGUCAUCAACAGCAUGGACAUUGGGGUCAUAUGUUGAGUGUCGAGAUGGGAAAACAAUCUCAUGGCUGGCAGAUUGUUGGUAAACAGCAUUUCAAUGGAAUCAUGAACUUUUAGAAAUUCAAUCAAUCGAAAAAUAAUUAUUCUAAUUACUCUUUUAUUCAAAGUACAAUUUAGUUAAUUGUUUUCGUUAUAAACUCACAUCGGAUUAAUUGUCGACGAAUUGAAAGUUUUUUUUUUCUUUUCAUUUCUUAAUCUCGUUUUUCGCCUUCAUUUAUUUAAUUAAAUCCUUUAUAAAUUCUUAUUCUGUGUAAAUUGUAGAUUGUAAAUAAUUUGUGUAAAAAUU